AUGUUCUGCGGCGGCAGCGCGACACCAGAGCUGGACGUCGGAGACGCUUCUGUUCGAUCCCAGGUAGUUCAGGCCUGCAGCGCCUUCUCAACCACAGGAAUAGCAAAUCUACCGAAGGACUUAUAUGCAAACAAAUUCAAUUUACACCUCUCAUUCUGCCUAGAGGGCUUUAACCAGAAGGCCGUUUCUUCCGUGCCAAUGCGCACUCGACUGUCAAACUCCAACUGUCCCCCAGUGGACUGCUGUGGUCACUGUCUCGCUGAUACAGCCCAACGAAAACAACAGCUAACAGUCAGUAAGGCAGAGGAAAAGCAAGCUUUCGAGAAGAUCAGGAAGGCUAUUGUGCUUUAUUUCAACGGCUUUUACUUGGGGCUGUCUCGGGAUGCUCGGCUUCCUGUAUUUUACAUGCUCCAAGCUGACUGUACUUCACUGGUGGAUCUGGUCAAAAGCUCCCGCUCGGAAGGUGAUGAGUCAAAUGUUAGUUUGCUAAAUAUAGUGAAGGGCUCCUUGGAGUAUGCAGACUUGAAGAAGUUUCUGCACAGGACUCGUCAGAAGUAUGGUCAACUUGGGCCGUUGCUCAAGCCUGUCACAGUUAAACACAACGAAAUAAGAUACAACUUCAAAAUAAUGUUCGACUCCCACGGAUAUGGUGGAGUGAAGCACGUAGCACCUGAAGAGUGGGGCUCUACCGUGCGAGUUCGUUCGUUCCACGUGGAAUUCCCCGAGGACGAGGAUACCCCGGCAACACACACGUUGUCUUUGCGGAGGGAUUUCGUCAGAAGAGAUGGGGGGCUUAACCUCGAGCACCGUUUCCGGCGGUCGGGAGGAUAUGUCGAAUUUCUUAUUAAUGAUAGAUUUCACGCAAUCCUCGCCCUUCGAUGGCUUCCGCUGGUUGCACUCGUUUUCAUCACGGUGGUCAUCUGCGCUGCAAUUCUCUCGCUGAUUCUUUUCAUUGCAACGGAAGCAAGGGCAGAUGAAUGCCUCGGGAGCUCGAGUUCAAACUGGGACUACUUCUUCUUCGUCGUCGAAACGAUGUUCGCCAUUGGUUAUGGGAGCCCGAGCGAGAAGAAAAUGGGCUCUAGCAUUUACACAGAAGCUUGUCGUUUCUACUGGGUGCAUCGCCGUGGAGGUCUUUCAAUUCGCCAAUUUUCCAUGUUCCACACAGACACUCCUUUGGAAUUUAUGGCACUGCCGAUUACAGUUACUGUGGACCAGAGUGAUAUAGGGAGUCCUUUACGAGAUAUCACAGAGGCGGACUUGCGUAACCAUGGUGAAUGCUAUGAACUUCUUGCAUUGCUUUCUUUCACAGACAACAGGACUUCCAGGACAGUUGAAGUUUGCAGAAGCUGGCGACUGAAUGCUGCUGUAUGGGAUGAAUCCUUUGUGCCUAUUGUAAGGCAGUCUGGACCGGACUCAUCGCGGGCCUUUGAAAUCGACGUUGACAACUUAAGCACCACGAGAGUAGGCGUUGCUCACAAGCACACAGGCUAA
Molecule: messenger RNA, 1491 nt
Organism: Eimeria tenella
Lineage: Eukaryota; Apicomplexa; Conoidasida; Eucoccidiorida; Eimeriidae
Exons: 8
Coding region: 1-1491 (496 amino acids)
Biological process (GO): regulation of monoatomic ion transmembrane transport; potassium ion import across plasma membrane
Cellular component (GO): plasma membrane
Molecular function (GO): inward rectifier potassium channel activity
Source: RefSeq, a predicted model, not a curated record